This is a messenger RNA of Cotesia congregata, 243 nucleotides long. Lineage: Eukaryota; Metazoa; Arthropoda; Insecta; Hymenoptera; Braconidae. The record is from the annotation of a GenBank genome assembly.
AUGGUGAGACGUGAUCGGAUUGAAAAACCCGAUAAAGAAGAAAAAAAAUUGGCAACCGUUGAGGAAGAAGAGAAAGACUUGAAUCAAGGUUUCGGUGAUUGGUUAAGAUCAACUGACGGUGUGGAAAUGAUGAGGCUGUUUGUAAUAGCCAAUUCGCUGCUUGUUUUUGUGACAAUCGGUUGGCCUAAUAUCCAGCAAGUCUGGUCCAUAAUCAAGGAUUAUGUAAUGGGCGAAGAAGAAUAA